AUGAAAAAUGGGAAAGGCCCCCGAAAGAAGCCGUUUCGACGUAUAAUGUUGUUGUGUGCAAUAAUCACAUACCUAUGCAUAAGAGUGAAUGUGGGGAAGACGAGCAAUACCAAUAAGAUUGACAAUGGUAAUGACAACAACAUUCAGAAUGACAUAUACAAGUCUGUCGUUAUUGACGCAGGAUCAACAGGGACAAGAGUUCACAUAUACAACUAUAAAAUAGUAAACCACGAAAAGGACAUAAGCAUAUACAUUCCUUCGACAAGCUAUAGAACAACCCCUGGGUUAGUAUACCUGUUAAAUAACUAUUUUACAAAUGAUGAAAAAGAACCCUUUUAUGAGUAUUUUAAAAAUAUAAAGGAAUUUUUACAUGAACAUAUUACGGAAAGGGAAAGAUCAAAUACUCCUAUUCUGGUUCGAGCAUCGGGAGGAUUCAGAUUAUUGAGUAUUACUGAGUCUGAAAAUUAUAUUAAUUUUAUUAAAAAAUAUUUGUUAACAAAUUUUAAAGAGUUUUUAUUAAUUGAUGAAUUAUUAAUUAAAGUGUUAAGUGGAAAAGAAGAAGCCAUUUUGUCUUUUGUUUCUAUUUAUGCACUUUUGGAAAUUUUCAAGCCAAAUCCCUUGAUAUUUGCAAAUGAACAAGAGGAAUACAAUGAAAUGAGCAACGGUACUAAUUCUGAGCAUGCACAAAUGAAUAAUGAUUCAGAAAAAACAGUCAAAUUAACAAAUGGGAUAAUCUCAUCUAAGGGAAACCAUGACAGUAUAGGUGUUCUCGAAUUAGGUGGUGCAACAGCACAGAUUGUUAUAAAAAUCCCUUUAUCCAAAAUGAAUGAUGAUGUUAAAAAUUUAUUUAAUUACAAACAUAAGGAAAACAUUAACAAAAGUGUGAUAGAAGAAAAUUACAAAAAUAAAAAUAUUGUAAAAAUUCAUUUAUUAGGUAAUGAUCUUUAUCUAUAUUGUAAGAGUUAUUUAGUACUUGGAAGACAGAAUGCUAUGAAGACUUAUUUACAUUACAUUAUUCAUAAGCAUAACGAGGAAGACCAAGUGAGAGAAGCGCAUGAGACUGACAAGAAAGCAUAUGGUCGAGGGGAGAAUCAAAAACAUGAAAAGAAAAAUCAAAUGGAUCUUCCUAAGUUCAUUCCCGUUGCAUGUUUUCCAAAAAAUUUCAAAUUUUAUGUUAAUAAUCUGUAUGAAACGUCUAUUGAAGAAGAGUUGCAUGAGUAUGAUGGAAAAUCUCAAGUUAGUGAAAAAGACUACAUUGCUGUUGGGACAGGGAACAUAGAUUUAUGUAGAACCCAAGUACAGACCAUACUGAAAUAUGCAUUAAUUGACAAUUUGCCAUUCAAGUUGAAGAAAUUUAUAAAAUUGUAUGCUAUCGAGAAUUUUCAUCAUUUUGCCAUUGAUAUACUGAACAUACCGGAAAGCUUUAACCCCAUAUCUCUUAACUCAAACGUAUAUUUGGAGAAGGCAAAACAAAUCUGCCCCCUGACCAUAGACGAAAUAGUAAAAAUGGUGCGUCCAGGUUCGAAUAUAGAAAAGGCACAAACAUCUUGUUUCGGGCUAAUAUUUAUAUACGAGUUCAUGAGGCACAUCCUCAAAAUUGACACUCCCAUAAUGUUUCAUUCUACUAAUUACAUAAACAAAAUCAGCAUCACUUGGACAAUCGCUGUUCUUUUAAUGGAACUACCACGCCAUUUGCAUUUAAUUAAAAAACAGGAAAAAGAACCAUAUCAGAACGACGAACUUUAA
Plasmodium gonderi is the source of this 1746-nucleotide messenger RNA. Its product is annotated as nucleoside-diphosphatase mig-23. The record is from RefSeq and is a predicted model, not a curated record. The transcript is spliced from 4 exons. NCBI's taxonomy places the organism in Eukaryota, Apicomplexa, Aconoidasida, Haemosporida, Plasmodiidae. Gene Ontology annotation, cellular component: membrane. Gene Ontology annotation, biological process: nucleoside diphosphate catabolic process. Gene Ontology annotation, molecular function: nucleoside diphosphate phosphatase activity. Bases 1 to 1746 code for a protein of 581 amino acids.